GCCGCAAUGAGCCCCUGAAGAAAGAGCGUCCCAAGUGGAAGAGUGACUACCCCAUGACGGACGGGCAGCUGCGCAGCAAGCGAGAUGAGUUUUGGGACACAGCCCCUGCCUUCGAGGGCCGCAAGGAGAUCUGGGAUGCCCUGAAGGCAGCUGCCUACGCCGUGGAGGCCAAUGACCACAGCCUGGCUCAGGCCAUCCUCGAUGGAGCCAGCAUCACCCUGCCUCAUGGGUCCCUGACGGAGUGCUACGAUGAGCUGGGCAACCGGUACCAGCUGCCCGUCUAUUGCCUGGCACCUCCCGUCAACCUGAUCCUGGAGCGGAGCGAGGAGGAGGCGGCAGAACACGCCCGCCGGGAGUUCACCCUCAAGGUGCGGCUCUCCACUGGCAAGGACCUACGGCUCAGCGCCAGCAUGGGUGACACCAUCGGGCAGCUGAAGAAGCAGCUGCAGGCGCAGGAAGGCAUCGACCUGGCCUGGCAACGCUGGUUCUUUUCGGGCAAGCUGCUCACUGACCGCACACGGCUGCAGGAGACCAAGAUCCAGAAGGAUUUUGUUGUGCAAGUGAUCAUCAACCAGCCCCUGCCGCCCAGGAACUGA
Merops nubicus (carmine bee-eater) is the source of this 596-nucleotide messenger RNA. RefSeq names its product ubiquitin domain-containing protein 1-like. Gene Ontology annotation, molecular function: protein binding. Lineage: Eukaryota; Metazoa; Chordata; Aves; Coraciiformes; Meropidae. The record is from RefSeq and is a predicted model, not a curated record.